Messenger RNA from Neurospora hispaniola, 2941 nucleotides. RefSeq names its product RNA polymerase II transcription elongation factor-domain-containing protein. Bases 243 to 2564 code for a protein of 773 amino acids. The transcript is spliced from 4 exons. NCBI's taxonomy places the organism in Eukaryota, Fungi, Ascomycota, Sordariomycetes, Sordariales, Sordariaceae. The record is from RefSeq and is a predicted model, not a curated record.
GUCCGAAAAAGAAGGCAAGCUACUGAUACCAGAAAGACAGUAUGCCCCUAAACUAGGUAUAAGUUUCACCAGAGCUUUCCUAUUGCUCUUUCCUCCUUUCCUAUUGAUCCAAGCAACUCAGAGUCGGAAAAUGCCCAACUUGGUCUAAACUUUCGACACCACCACGCAUCCAUCAUCUUAAUUAUAUCCUUUCCAAGCUGACGCUUUUCAACAUCUAGCCAUCAUUCUCUAUUCCAGACAAGAUGGGUAUUGCCGACCUCCUCGACGAGAUUGCCAAUGCGUCGGCGUCUCGUCCUCGUGUCGACAAGGUCAUAGAGCCUCCUCCUCAAGCCCCAGAAAGCAGACCCUGUCUUUCGCGUGCUCCCCUGCCUGGUUCAGCCCGUAGCACCUACCAAAUAGCAACGAAGGGAACGACGACAAGUCGUCUCAAAGGUCGUGGUACAAGGGCAGGGGGUCCUCAGACUGCUUCUAGCCCCAGGGGCAACUCCAACAAACAAGCACCGGCCGUUGCUUCUUCAAGGUACAACAGCCCUAGCGGAUGUCCCACACAGCCCAGGGGCAGGGCGGGCAGCGGCCCCACUCGCACCCCACGCACCACCAGUGCCCGUGCGGAUCCUCUCGCCAAGCCGAACCGAAACCCGGGCCUUCCGUCACCCUCCUUUCAUCAUCCGACUCCAUCAUCCAUUCCACUUCACCAUUCCCUUGUUGUUCUUGGCCUCCACCUUGCAUCGUACCAUUUACCUCUCGCCUUCUUCUUUGCCGACUUUUUGCUUGCCUCUCCUUCCGACCGCCGUUCGCCUGCUACUUCUCAACCGCCUGUCCGCAAGCAGCAGACCACGAAGCCUGCGAAGCCCAGGGAACCCACAGACAGUACUGCCACCAAAAAGCCUACAACUGCAUCGUCCUCUCGUGCCGCUGCUCCAUCUAUCAAGGCCGAAUCUAAACAGCCGCUCCAACCCGUCGACGGACCCGUCACACCUCCGGACGACCCCGACACAACAGAUUGCGAGUCUCUGUUCGGCGAUUCUGUGCUUGAAAGCAUUAAGGAGCGCCCAAAGCCCGCUCGUUUCCGUCGGGGCAAAGGCUCGCAGCUGAAGAAGAUCAUCGGCCAGACAAAACGCGAAGCCACGUUUCGGAGACAAGCACAGGCACAGCUUCAAGCUGAAGCCGCCAAACGAGCCGCGGAAAAGGCCAAAGAAGCAGAGAUUGAGGCUGAGAGACGGGCAAAAUCCGCCAAAAGUGCCGGAGCCGCGAGAGAAGCUAGGCAGCUCGCCGCGAGAUCUUUGCUCAGCCCUUCGCUCAGCCCCUCGCUUACCCCUACGGUCAUCCCGGCCGGUGCCAAACAAAAGCUCAUCGGAGAGGUGAAGCUCAACAACGACAGCCCAUUGUUGACGCUCUUGGCCACCUCAAAAGACGCCGAUAUGGACCCACCAAAGCAUGGCAACUACCCCAUCAUUCUUAGUGAUGCUUUACUAGGCAAGGCGUCCAAAGAAACAGUCAGUGGCAUUCGCUACAAUCACAAACCGGCGCUCUCGUCUGACAUUGCCCCGAGCCAAUCAAGGCUCAAGCGGUCCGCGAAGGAUGGUUCGUACAACCUCGGCUUCGAUGAUAACGGAGACAAGUAUCAAUACAAUGGCGUCCGCACUGCAGCAGACGGUCAAUACGUGCUCGUCUUCGACCCAGACCGCAAGGCUUUCGUCCUUCACCAGGUCGAUUCAAUGUUCAACAUGAACAUCGCCAAAACACCGACCGACACCAAUGCCGCGAAGCAGUUCCCUCCUUUGGAUGUCAAGGGUACUGUUCUCGACAAACCGGCCCCGAAGCAAAAGGCAUCAACCGCCGCAUCCAAGAAUAAGGAAGCGCCUGCCAAGAACGCCCCUGCUGGCAGGGGAAGAGGAGGAAAGUCAGCCCAGAACAAGCAGAAUCCCGCAACAUUACCUCCCUCCAAGCCUGCCUCGCCGCCGCGUGCAGAUGCAGAGGGACACGCGACCAAGCACCGCAAGCCAACAUCCGCUGAUUCCGAAGACGAGGAUGAGGAUGACGAUGAUGGUGGCUUGACAAUAGAAUACCCCGAUGGUCCUCCACCAGAACGGUUCAAGCCAGCAGUCAACAAGUAUGCUUCUCCUGCUCUCGCCCUGACCCGGCGCUUUUCCGAGUUUGCGGCCGCUUAUAACCCGGACGAGGAAGAGGACGUCAAUAUGGACGCCGAGUUCGAGUCUCGGUUCAAUGAAGACGCCGAUGGAGAAGGUGGUGGAUACGAGGAUGAUGAUGAGGAAGAGGAGGAAAACGAGGACAUGGUGGAUGCUUUGGCAUUACCCAGCCCGAUCAACAAACCAGCGGCAUUAGCAAGGACCAAUAGCUACCACGAGAACCCAUUGCCUCCUCCUGACCGCUUCAGUUUCGACGAUGGCUCCGAUAUGGAGGCAGAGUUCGAGAACGUUCAAGAAUCAGCGCCGGUCAAUAACCAGGCUAACGCCGCUGAUGGUAUUGAUGAUGCCGAAAUUGCUGCUAUGGAGGCGGAACUUGCGAAGGACAUGGAGAGUGAUGUUAGCGAGGAGGAGUAAUCCCGUUCCCGCACCUCGGCAUUUUUAAUCAUGGGGUAUAAUUGGUUCAGCAUCUUGAACCUCGUCGGAUAAAUGCAUUUAGUUAUGGCUAUGGAGUUGUCAGCAUUUUGCAAGGGCUGGGCCUUUGGGGAAUCAGGAAAGCUGGCGUUAGGUUCACAACGUAGCAGUUGGUAAUAAGUAGCGAAAAGUUGAACAGAGGAGGUAAAGUUAGGGAUAAAGCAGUUAUAAUCGGCUUUCAGCAGCUACCAGGUAGGUAGAUCUACUCAUGGACGGCGAUCGGUGGAACAUAGAAACGGGCUGUAGCCCGGAUGGGAUAUCCUUUGAUGAUAUCACUUGAUGAUACUCCUUGAUCAGUGAUUAAUACAAUCCAUUCUUAC